AUGGGCCGUAUAAAUGUUAUCAUAUGGCUUCAAUUUCUUUUUUUUUAUACAUUUACAACUAUAUUAGCUUAUCAAUCGUCCGAUUUUUUUCCAUUCUAUUCUCAAAAUGAUACAAAUACAUUUGUUGAUCAAGAUGAUGGUCUAUUCAUUUAUGAUCAACAUGGACAAGUUGACAAUGAUGUUCCUCUUAAUCAUUCUAUUCGACGUCGACAAGUUCCAUUGAAUAUUAUAACAUCACAACUGGCACGAAUGCCAAUAGUACCAUCAUAUAUUGUUCUAGGUCCACGUAUAAUUCGUCCUGCACAAUUAGUUGCAUUAAGUGUAACAAUUUUUCGUGAUGAGUGGAAUCCAAUGAUGGUUAAAGCUUUAAUAUCUAAUGAUGAUAUGGAUGUUGCUGCAGCUGAAGAUUUAUUUAUCGUUGGUGUACCACGUACAUUAGAAAUGCGUAUACCAAAUAAUGUUCGUAGUAGUACAUAUCGUUUAACACUUGAAGGAAAAUUAUUAACAGGUGAACAAAAAUUUUAUAAUGUUUCACAAUUAAUAUUUGAACAAAAAGCAGUAACAAUACUUAUUCAACUUGAUCGACCUGUUUAUCGUCAUGAAACAGUUGUACAAUUUCGUUGUAUACCUAUUUAUCCAGAUCUAAGUGGUUAUUUUCAUACAGUUGAUGUUUAUAUACUUGGUCCAUCUGGACAUAUUUUGCGUAAAUGGGAAAAUCAACAAACAACCGCUGGCAUGGUUUCACUUGAAUAUCCAAUUAAUGAUGCACCACCAGAAGGUAUUUGGUCAAUAAAAUGUCGUGUUAUGGGUUAUGAAGCAAUAAAAACAUUUGAACUUUAUGAAUUUUAUGCAAGAAAAUUUGAAGUUAAUGUUACUGUUCCAUAUUAUUUACCAACAGAUACACCUGGUGUUGGUGGUAUUGUUACAGCAAAUUAUUCUACAGGUAUGGGUGUACUUGGUUAUGCACGAGUUGUUGUUCGUGCACGUGAUAUGUCUGUUCCAUAUGAUCCACGAGCUAGUCCAUUAAAAGAUGUUGAAUUUGAUCAUUCAACACCAUCAUUUGUAACAACCAUUGAUGAUUUUAAUGGUGUUGCUGGUUUUUUUAUUCCAAUAGCUACUAUUCUUAAACUUGUACCUGAAUUAGAUGGAAAAGAAAUUUUAAUCACAGCACUUGUUCAUGAUCCAUGGUGGAAUGAAACAAAUAAUGGUACAACUGUUGUUUCAUUUUAUCGACCUGGUGUACGUCUUCAAUUUCUUGGUGGUCCAUCAAUGGUAUUUAAACCUCGUAUGUUAUUUACAACAUAUGUUGCUGCUAUUAAUUAUGAUGGUACAAAAUUUCCACCUGGUCCUAAUCGAUUUAUUCGUAUAUAUACAGAUACUGAUCUUGGUCAAGCACAACCACCAGCUGAUUAUAUACUUGAUUCAACAGGUAUAGUUCAACAUCAAUUUUUAGCACCUGGUGAUCCUGGUGUUACAUUUAUACGUCUUCGAGCUGAAUUAUAUGAUAAUAAUAUUAAACUUCAAGAUAGUGAUGAUGAACAACGUGCUAUACGUUAUUUAUCACCAUCAAAUAGUUAUUUACAAGUAACAUCAAGUACUGAAACACCACGUGUUGGUGAUUUUAUGUUAUUUCGUGUUAAUAUAACACAAUAUGUUGAUUUUGUUUACUAUCAUAUAACAUCAGGUGGACGAUUAAUUUUUACAAAUAUACUUCCAAUGGAUGGUGCUAAACAAAAAACAUUUGAUGUUGGUGUUAGUCGUGAAAUGGCACCAUCAGCACAUAUACUUGUUUAUUAUAUACGUUAUGAUGGUGAAAUAGUUGCUGAUAGUAUGAAUUUUCAUGUAAAUACAUCAUCAGUUACAAAUCGUGUUAAUAUAACAAUAAAUCGACGAAAAGAUUUUACAGGUAAUACAAUUGAAGUAUUAGCAUAUGCAUCACCACAAUCAUUUGUUGCAUUUGCUGGUCUUGGUCUUGUACAAACACGUUUAUUUCCACCAGGAAAUCAUUUUACUCCAGUUAUGAUUUAUGAUGAAUUAUAUUCAUUUGAUCAAUAUUCAUCAACAAGUUUUCAACAUACAUGGUAUUCAGAAAUUAAUAUACCAUCAAAUAGAGUUUUUUUUCCAUCACAAUCUUAUGGUUAUGAUGCUGGUUCAACAUUUAAUUCAUCUGGUAUGCAAAUAUUUACUGAUGUUAAUGUUAAAGCUAUAGAAACAGCAUGUAGUCAAAUGGGUGCAAUGCAAUGUACAGAUGGUUUAUGUUAUCCACCAGCAUUAAGAUGUAAUGGUGUUCUCGAUUGUCGGGAUGGUUCUGAUGAAGCUAAUUGUAAUUUGACAAGAACGACUCAUUAUGAUUUUACACCAUUAUAUCGUCGUUUAUGGCCAUAUUGGGAACGUGAAUUACAACUUGAUUUUAUGUGGCAUCAACAAUUUGCUUAUCCUGAUGGUCGUGUACAAUUUCGUGCAACAGUACCAAAUGUAAUUGCAACAUGGGUUAUAACAGCUGUUGCUAUAAGUCGUUUAACAGGUUUUGGUGUUGUUGAUGUACCAUCUAUAUAUGAAGGUACUCGACAAUUUUUUAUUAAAGUUGAAGUUCCACCUAUUGUUCGACUUGGUGAACAAAUUGGUGCACGUGUUGAUGUUUUUAAUUUUCAAACAUAUCGUAUUGAAGCAUUAAUUAUUUUACAUGCAUCAGAUAAUUAUCGUUUUGUUAAUAUUGAUGAUAAUGGUGUUGUUACAUCUUUUGCACCAAAAUUAACUGAUGGACAACAUCAUGUUUUAGUUAUUUUAUAUCCAAAUGAAGUACGAAGAUUAUAUCUUCCAUUUGUACCUAUUGUUGCUGGUGAAAUAGAAGUAUUGAUUGAAGGUAUAACUGGUGUUUCACGUGAUUUUUAUCGUGAAUUAAUUAAAGUUAAUUAUGAAGGUGUACGUAAUUUUUAUCAUACACCAACUGUAUUAUCAUUAAAUAAUUUACCUCGACAAAUGAAUGAAUAUGAUGUAACUGUACCUCAACGUUUUAUAGUUCCAUUAGAAAAUUAUUGGACUUAUGUACCUGGUUCAGCAACAUGUGAAAUAUUUGUUUCUGGUGAUGUUGCUGGUCCAUUUUUCUUAUUAGGUUAUGAUGAAUGGUUAAAUACAGAUAAUUUAAUUCAACGUACAACUGCACCAGCUGAUUCAGGAAUAUUUGAUUUUGCUAUGAUGAUUUAUAAUCUUCGUUAUAUGUUACAAGGUCAUGGUGGUCGUGCAUUUGAUCAAGAAAAACUUAUGAAAGUAUUAACAUUUGCUAAUAUGGAAUAUCUUCGUUUUAUGGCUAUGUAUCUUGGUGACAAUCCUGAUGAACCAUGGCGUAAAGGUUCAUUUAGUCAAUUUGGUUUUACAAAUGAAUCAUCUGUUUGGUUAACAUCAUGGGCAUUAAUGACAUUACGUGAUGCUAUUUAUCCUGAAUGGGAAGAAAAAGCUUUAUUUAUUGAUCCAAUUCUUCGUUCAGAUGUUGCUUCAUUUCUUAUAAAUGUUCAACAACGUAAUGGUUCAUGGACUGAAUUAGCAACACAUUUAGAUCGAAAUAAAUUUGGUGUACGUUAUACAAAUAUAAGUGGUACAUAUCAACAAUUAAAUUUAGCAUUAACAGCACAAGUUGUUAUUGCAUUACAAUUAAAUCUUGAUAUACGUGGUAUACCAGCAAAAUUAUUAACAGGUGCUAUUAAUCGUGGAAAAAUGUGGUUAGAAAGAUAUUUUCGUUUAAUUAAUGAUGCAUUUGAUAUGUCUAUUGUUACAUAUGCAUUACAUUUAACAAAUAGUGCUGAACAAGAUGCAGCAUUUUCAAUGUUAAAUUUAUUUAAACGAACAAAUGAAAAUGGAAUUUAUUAUGCAAAUGCAAAUUUACCUGGAAUGACAAAAACAUGGCCAAAUGUUAAUCCACGAUAUGGUCCAAAACCUGUACAAACAGAUUUUGAAGCACAUGCUGUUGCUGCUACAGCAUUUGUUGUUAUGACUUAUACACAAAAAGCUCGAGUUAGACAAGCUGAACAAGCUGUAUUAUGGCUUCAAUCAAUGCGUAAUUUUAUUGGUGGUUGGUCUUCAACAUAUGAUUCUUGUAUAGCUCAACGUGCAAUUGUUGGUUAUGCUGUAUUACGUGGUUUUGAAAUAACCGAUUAUAAGAUUCGUAUAGAUUUAACAUCAUCAUCAUCAAUUGAUCAUGUUCAAGCUCCACUUAUAAUUCUUGAUGAAAAUUUAAUUGAAACACAAGUUCGAGAUGUUGAAAAUGUUUUUGGUGUAGUUUAUCUUGAUGGUUUUGGUAAAGGUUAUGCACUUAUUCAAAUGCAUGUUGGUGUUAAUGUUGAAUUCGAUGACAAAGUUCGUCGUCCACAAUAUGUACCAUUUUCAAUUGAUGUUCAACCAAUGUUAUCGGGUCGUAACUUUUCAACAAUUGAUUAUAAUGUUUGUCUUGGUUGGCGUCCAGAAAAUGUUGAUGUACUUAAAGCAUCACGUAGUGGUUCAGUUAUGAUUGAAAUACAAAUUCCAACAGGUUAUCGUGUUGAAGAAAGAGAUUUAAAAAUGAUGAUACGUAGUUUUCAUACACGUAAUUUACGUGAAGCAGAAAAUUGGCCUGGACAAAUUAAUUUUGGUUUUGAUUAUGUUGAUUUUGAUCCAAUAUGUUUUGAAUUUCAAGCUAAACGUUGGAUACCUGUUGCUAAUAUAUCACGUUAUUAUGAAGUACGAGCUUACGAAUGGUUUGAACCUGGAAAUAUGAAUCGAAGUGUUUAUACAUUAAGAAAUUUAUUUUCAUUAGAUAUAUGUGAAGUUUGUGGUUCAUAUCAAUGCCCGUAUUGUCCAUAUUAUAGUCAUGCAAAAUCAUUAAUUCAAUCAACACUUAUGAUUAUAUUUAUUUUAUGUUUAUUAUUAGAAUUAUAUAUAAUUAUUAUUUAG
This is a messenger RNA of Rotaria sp. Silwood1, 4923 nucleotides long. The record is from the annotation of a GenBank genome assembly. Lineage: Eukaryota; Metazoa; Rotifera; Eurotatoria; Philodinida; Philodinidae.